This is a messenger RNA of Anneissia japonica, 1481 nucleotides long. RefSeq lists its product as uncharacterized. The transcript has 4 exons. The record is from RefSeq and is a predicted model, not a curated record. Lineage: Eukaryota; Metazoa; Echinodermata; Crinoidea; Comatulida; Comatulidae. Gene Ontology annotation, molecular function: actin binding. Bases 154 to 639 code for a protein of 161 amino acids.
UCGUUUUUUGUAUAAUUAGCAUACUGGCUGUGUCAUUCAUUGGCUGACUGUAUAAUGCAUUCUUUCGCCUAUUUUCAGCGGUGGUGAGUUUUUUAGAGCUGGUGUUGUCUCUCAUUUUCCUGUCAUUUGAAACGUUAAUAUCACUGUAUUGUAAUGGCAUCAGGAAUAGCUGUGAGUUCGUGGCUUACCAAUAUUGCUAGUAGUAGUAAGGAGUUGCAAAAGUAUUUGUACAUCAAAGCUAAAAUAAAUGAGGCAGGCACGAUGAUAGAAUAUGUAAGUGCAGAAAAAUAUAAGAAGGAACCGGGGGAUGAAGAUGAUAAAACUCUUACAUUUGUGCCAGAAAAUGAGCAGCCAAGAGAAUCUGUUGAACGAUUGAGAAAUACCCUGUUCAGAGAUGAUCAUUGCUUCUACUUGAUUUACAACCUGUAUUAUGGUCCUAACAAUUUAUCAGCAAAAUUUGUCAUUGUGCGAUGGAGUUCUGAUGAUCAUGCAAAACUAACUGAUAAGAUGUGUUAUUCAAGCUCAUCUGAUAAUCUGCGUGCAAAAACAAACCCUACCUGGCCUACUGUACAGUGCUGUUCACUUGAUGAGUUCGCUUAUGAUGACCUGUUGAGGAAAGCAGGCAUUAAAACAAUCUAAAUACUAUGGAAACCAAAAAAUGUUUGUAACCAUAUGAAGUUUUGCAAGACAAUCUAGGGACAAACUGUUCUUGUGCUCAUCCAUGGACAAGGAAUCUACAUUGCACGCAAGACGUUUUCCAACAUACUCAACAAGAUUGCUUAGAUAACUAUAUUGAUUAAUUUUUGUAUCUUUAAAUUUAAUUCAUUUGAUCCUCCUAAAACACAGGCACUCUAAAACAAUGAAAUCCAGUCCUUGCUUGCAUCAAUUUGCUUACAAAACCAAUAAUGAUACUUUAAAAUAAAUUCAAGUGUUGGUAUAAAAGAAAAUAAUGAGGCUCCAAAAUUUACAUAAGCAUGUUCUCAUGCUGUAUAUAUAUUAGCUUAAAUCUUCCUUAAUUGUAGGAUGCAACCAUACGGUUACCAUAUUAAAAAUAAAUACCAAAUUAUUAGAUUGAUGUUUCUCACAGUUCUGUAUGUCAUGGAAAAGUCUAGUACACAACAAAAUUUGAGUUAUAUAUAUUUAGUUUCAAAACUUUUUAAAAUCUGAAUCUAUUAAAAAACCAUGAUCAAGAAUCUAGUUACUAACAUAGUCUUCCCAGAGUUUUGUUCAAUUUAUAUUUAUGAUUCUUGGAUACAGUAUUUGUUUAGAGCAUUUUGGACAAUUUAUAAUCAUGGAUUUGCUUCCCUUCUUGAUAAUUUUAACGAUGUGAAGACAUCUCCCUUAUUAAAAUGGAUCAGAAUAAGUAACAAGUAGUAGUCAAUAUGAACAUGUUAUUCAUGUAACAGAUUUAUUCCCCGUUAUUUUGGUGUCUUAAGCCUGUCACUUUGUAUUAUUAAAAUAAAAACAGCCUAAUAAUUAUA